GCUUUAGAAUUCAAGAUAUGCAAGAUGCGUCCAUCUGCAAAAUCUCUUAUAUGCGGGGAACAGUGGAGUUACAGUGCUAACCAGAGAUUUGCCUCACUAGUAAAUGGCUAUACUCUUCUAGUGAAGGUGUAUUCACUUGUGCAUAGUGUUCUGCAUGUGGAUGUUUUCCGUUACUCGAGGUGUGAAGAGCUUGUGAAUAUUCGAGAUGUGCUUAUUGAAGAAUGUUAUGCUGAACUAGCAGAAGAAUCAUACGAAUCACAACAAAGCCAUGAUUUGCUGAAGGGAUUAUUUUUGGACCAAAUAAAGAAAGAAGAGAGUAUGUCUGUAUCUUCAAGAGAGGAAGAAAAGCAUCUCAUUGAAAGAUUGUUAAACUGGUUUUCUGACAAUAAAUCUGAUGCUCCAACCCGUAAGGUAACAGUUUUUGGCCCGUUCAGUCCUUAUGAGGCGAAAUGCUACAGUAUGACUAGAGUAUCCCAGUUCAGAAGUGCUUUCAUACAAAAGGAAAGCAUAAACUCUGUUGUUGUCCGUGAUGCUCCAGAAGAUCCCUUUCAGCAAUUGUUAGUGGCUGCAUCUUUAUCAGCAAAUGCAACUGGAUCUACCGUGUUUUUAGAGGAAACAUCUUUGAUGCCUCCUAUUCCUGGCCUGCUUGCACUCCUCAGUAUGCUGUUUGCUCCUGCUAUAGAACUCAGGGUUGAUAAAAGUGGAAAGUACUUUACUGGUGUUCUGUGUGGUUUGGGUUGGAGUCAGACUUGUGGGGCUCCACUGCUUCCAGAAAAUGACAUGGAGCUGACAUUUGAUGUGCACUUUGGAGUAGGAGACAUAUCAGAGAUAAACAUCCUAAGGACAGCCAUUAAUAAGCUGCUCUGUGAAUGUGCGGUAUAUUCUGGACAAGAGAGAAUGACACAGCUGCAGGAAAACAUUCGUCAGAAACUUCUAUGUUUAAUCUGUAAAUCAAAACCUCGAGAUAUAAUUGUUCCUACAUGGUAUGAGAAGCCAUAUGCAUGGAAUCAGGUGGAAUCUCAACUUAUCAUUGACCAGUCUGAAAAGCAGCAUGAAAGAGGAAAUGAUCUUUAUCAGCUACAUAAGCUUGUUGUGUUGAAUGUUUAA
Cariama cristata (Red-legged seriema) is the source of this 1107-nucleotide messenger RNA. Its product is annotated as putative ATP-dependent RNA helicase TDRD9. The annotation marks the transcript as partial. The record is from RefSeq and is a predicted model, not a curated record. The transcript has 9 exons. Lineage: Eukaryota; Metazoa; Chordata; Aves; Cariamiformes; Cariamidae.